Molecule: messenger RNA, 600 nt
Organism: Auxenochlorella protothecoides
Lineage: Eukaryota; Viridiplantae; Chlorophyta; Trebouxiophyceae; Chlorellales; Chlorellaceae
Exons: 3
Coding region: 1-600 (199 amino acids)
Source: RefSeq, a predicted model, not a curated record
AUGGAUGUGCUUUGUUUUGAACCGGACACUUCGCGGCUGGCGAGCCUGCUGGACACGGACGAGGAUGUCCUGGACUUUUGGUCAUGCCUGGGACCCCCCGAGGGGCCCAAGCCGUACCGGGCCUCCACCCCUGCCAACGUCCCGCUCCACGCCUCUGCCCCCCUGGCGAUUGCGGGGGGUCGCCGGGCGCUCGCGGUCACGCUGCAGAACGACUCCGCGGAAAGUGCGGCCACGAUGCUGGGCAGCUCCUACGGGGACCGGGAGGACCCAGGCCUGGGUCGCGCCCUGUCCUCCUCCACCUGGGUGCCCCAGGCCCCCUCCCCCGGCCAGUGGCCCGAGACGAGGGCGCUGGUGGAGGGAGUGCGCGGCGUGGGGGCCGGGAAGUGGGCCGAGAUCAAGCGCACCGCCUCCUCCGCCGUCGUGUCCCUGCUCAGCACGCGCUCCGCGGUCGACCUGAAGGACAAGUGGCGCAACCUGACGAGGGUGGCGCGGCUGCCCAAGGCGCAACUCAAGGCCCGGCUGGCCAAGGGCUCUGAGGUGCCCCUGGAACUCAUCCUGGAGGUCAAGGAGCUGCUGGACGCCACGCCGCGCGCCGAGUGA